AUGUCCAAAGAGGGUGAAUCCCCUGAGGAAGAGAAAACAAAAAUGAUCUGCGGAUUUCUACACCAGGCCCCUCCGAAUGAAUUCAAUGACAUCUUUGAAGAUCUCCGCAUUCUGGUUAUGGAUGAUCAGUUGAUGAGGACUGAAGCCGCUCACGAGUGCGCCAAUCACAACAGGAAGAACUUCAAAGCGGUGAAAUUACUAAGUGGAAAUUCUCUGGUGACUCACUACAAUGAUCUCAAAGGAAACCGCUUCUUUGAUCCACAGAGCACGUUUUCGUUCAGAUAUGAUCACCUGACUGGAAGGACGGAUAAAUUUUUGCUACAAGGCACCAUAGGAGAUGACGCAGAGUUAUGGAGAUCAACCCUUAAUGCUGCUUUAAACACGUACAUGAAGAAUUACUUCUCUUCAGGGACUUGCUGUGUUUUCCGAAAAGACCUCAAGAGCAACCCUUACUUUGUGGUGUGCCUAGAAGGCCAUCAGUUUCGGACUUCAGAAUUUAAUGGCCUCUGGACAUCAGAGUGGACAUUUGCCUUCACUCCGCCAACGACAGAGGUCACGGGGAACUAUCGGCUGCAGAUACACUAUUUCAGGAAAGCUAACUGGCAUCUGGCAGUAGACAAAACAGUGCAGAGGUCCGUGUCCUUAAUUAACCGUGUCCAAUUUGCCAUGGCAUUUACCCAAUUAAUUGAGGCCGAAGACAAUGAAUUUCAAAUGGGUUUAGAGGGAAACCUCCAGGAAUUGUCAGUCGAUCUAUGGAAAACACUGCGGAGAAGGAUUCCCAUCACUCGUACUGUCAUUGGCUGGGAUAAACUGCUGAGUAAAGAGAGUACCAAGGUGAAGGGGUUUGAAAGCAGUGUAUCAUUAAGCAUGCUGAAGGUUCUGACAUGA
Gekko japonicus is the source of this 888-nucleotide messenger RNA. Its product is annotated as F-actin-capping protein subunit alpha-1-like. The transcript has a single exon. Gene Ontology annotation, biological process: actin cytoskeleton organization; barbed-end actin filament capping. The record is from RefSeq and is a predicted model, not a curated record. Lineage: Eukaryota; Metazoa; Chordata; Lepidosauria; Squamata; Gekkonidae. The coding region runs from base 1 to 888 and encodes 295 amino acids. Gene Ontology annotation, cellular component: actin cortical patch; F-actin capping protein complex. Gene Ontology annotation, molecular function: actin filament binding.